UCUGUGGUGCAAAGGAUCGAGGAAAUAAAAGAGGGAAGAGGAUAGGAAACCUCAGCAGUGUGGAAGAAGGGAGAAGGAAAAGCAUGACAAGGAAGUGAAAGAUAUGGCACAACCACCACCACCGUUAGCCUCCACCCUUCUGUACGCAGCUGACAGCAUGUAGAGGAGUAAUAGAAGUACUGAGCGCAACUGUUUGUUCUGAUUUCCAGCUCUCCUUGUUCUUUUGUGAUAAUCCAGCAAGAGAGAUUCGGAGGGUUUUCUUGAGGUCUGUCUGCAGGGUGCUUCAGAUCGAUAUCCUUGUCUUACAAUUUUGGUUCUUUUCUUCUCCCAGAGAUCGAGAGGAGGGGGGGAGAGGGCAUGGUUGCAUGUUGGGUAGUGGGAACUUUUGUUUUGGUCGGAGUUGGACUAUCCGCUAAAAUUGGCAGAAGCCAAACCAAAGGCAUGAGGUGAGCAAGAAGAAACAAGAGGAAGAGCACCAUCAACAGCAAGUAAAAAGGGGGGGUGUUGCUGCUGGUGAUUUAAUUGUUGUUAUUUUAGCUUGUUUUAUGAGUUGAGAUGGCAUCAGCUUCUUCGUCGUCGCCCUUCUUUGGAGUCAGAGAGGACGAGCAUCACACCCAGGUGAUGCAACAACAGUCCUCUUCAGCACCGCCACCACAAGCCGCAGCGCCGGUGAAGAAGAGGCGGAGCCUUCCCGGAAAUCCAUAUCCGGAUGCGGAAGUUAUCGCGCUCUCUCCGAGGACGCUGCUGGCGACCAACCGCUUCAUCUGCGAGGUCUGCAACAAGGGGUUCCAGCGGGAGCAGAACCUGCAGCUGCACCGCCGCGGCCACAACCUGCCGUGGAAGCUCCGCCAGAAGACCACCAAGGAGGUGCGUCGCCGAGUGUACCUGUGCCCGGAGCCGACGUGCGUCCACCACGAGCCCUCUCGCGCCCUCGGCGACCUCACCGGCGUCAAGAAGCACUUCUGCCGCAAGCAUGGCGAGAAGAAGUGGAAGUGCGACAAGUGCUCCAAGCGCUACGCCGUCCAGUCCGACCUGAAGGCCCAUUCCAAGAUAUGCGGCACUCGGGAGUACCGCUGCGACUGCGGCACCCUCUUCUCGAGGCGUGACAGUUUCAUCACCCACCGAGCAUUCUGUGACGCCCUAGUGCAGGAGGGUGCGAGGCUUCCGACCGCCCUGAACACUCUCGGCGGCCACUUGUAUGGAAACAGCAACAUGGUUUUGGGAUCAGCUCAAGUGAGUCCACAGAUCACGUCGUUGCAUGACCAAAGUCGCCCCUCCACUGACCUCCUUCACCUCGGCCGAGCGGGUUCGUCUCAAUUCGAACACCUUAUCGCUCCAUCCAAACCUUUGUCCUUCGGCGCACCUCAGCCCCCUCCUUACUCCUCCCCGUUCUACCUCGGCGGCGGCGGCUCCGACAAAGGCAUCAAUGGGGACACCCCGUCGCACCACUCCUUGCUUCAGAGUAAGAACUUCCACGGUCUAAUGCAACUUCCUGACCUGCAAGGCAAUACCACUGGCUCUUCCUCGUCCUCUGCUGCAGCAGCUGCCGGUCUCUUCAACCUGGGCUUCUUCUCCAACGACAGCAACACAUGCAGCAACGCCAUGAAUAAGAACGUCCAGCCGAUGCCCGGGGAUCAAAUUUACGAUUCCAAUAGAAGCACUGAGCAAUCGACGCUCUUUGCCGGAAACCUUGUGGACGAACACAUGGCUGGAGGAAUAGCUUCUCGCUACAGCACCUUGAUUAAGAAUGAACCAGUGAUGCUCCCCCAGCAGCUGUCAGCCACAGCGUUGCUCCAAAAGGCAGCUCAAAUCGGUGCAACAUCCAGCGGGGGUUCUUCUUUACUUGGAGGCUUCGGUAGCUCUGCGUCUCCGGGUAAGACAGCGAACUACAGUGCCAGCUUUAGCGGCAGCCAUAGCAGUGUUGGAGAUGGAUUUCGAUCUCCAAUGGAAAACGAGACUCAGAUUCAGCACCUAAUGAACUCACUUGCCAGUGGAGGCAUGAAUGGCCUAUUUGGAAGCUCCACGGGGAUGGCAGCAUUCGAGGGCAGUUGCACCACCGCCGGGGGGCGCCAUGUACAAGAGAACACAGGGUUUGGCAGAUUCAAUGGAAACAUGCGUAACAUGAACGAGGGUAAGUAUAAUCUCUCGAGCACCGGAAACCUUGGAGGCUCCGACGGGCUCACCAGGGACUUCCUCGGGGUUGGUAGCAUGGUGAGGAGCAUGGGGCCCGGGAUCUCUCAGAGAGAGCAACAUCACGGCAUUAAUAUGAGCCCCUUGGAUCCCGAUAUGAGGUCGGGAUCCUCGAGCCGAUACUUCGCCGGUGGGAGCUUGCAGUAGAGAGGAAGGCAACAAAAACAAAAGGAAAGAUACGAAAGGAAAGAGAAGAGAAGCACAAGUUAAUGAGUAGGUAGGUGACUCAACAUGAUGAACAAUGUGCAAAUACAGAUGUGAGUUAUUCUAUGUUGAAGUUUUAUUAGCAUGAUAGGAUAUGUCAAACCUCGUUGCAUGUCUCUGGUCUCUUUACUUCAUAGCACUAGACUUCUCAUGCGUUGCUGGAAAACCUUCUUUCCUUUCUAACUUGUGGUGUGCCAUAUCUCUUGCAUUUUUCUCUUGUAGUGAACACCUCCUUUCUAUUUAA
Molecule: messenger RNA, 2638 nt
Organism: Musa acuminata subsp. malaccensis (wild Malaysian banana)
Lineage: Eukaryota; Viridiplantae; Streptophyta; Magnoliopsida; Zingiberales; Musaceae
Product: protein indeterminate-domain 4, chloroplastic
Cellular component (GO): nucleus
Molecular function (GO): DNA-binding transcription factor activity
Source: RefSeq, a predicted model, not a curated record